CAACAUGACGAAUCAUUAGAGAACUGUUUGAAACGACUGGCUCAACUCAACUUAAAAGCGAAACCUGAGAAGUGUAGUUUCCUGCGCGACGAAAUUAAUUUCUACGGUUUAAUUUUUACGGCAAAUGGAACAAGACCAGAUCCAGCAAGAAUUGACAACUUAGUCAGAGUCAGUGCUCCGAAGAAUGCCAGCGAAGUACGUAGUUUCUUGGGUUUGGCGAACACGUGUCGUGAGUAUGUGCCAGAGUACGCCGUAAUUACUACACCAUUGCGGGAUCUAACAAAGAAAAGUGUUGUUUUUACUUGGAACCACACCCACCAAAGAGCCUUUGAGCAGAUUAAAAAGAAACUGACACAUGCCCCUACCAUGGCAUACUUUGAUACAGAGAAGAGAAGCUUGCUUAUUGUUGAUGGAUCCCCGCUCGGAAUUUGUGCUAUUUUAGCACAACGUGAGAAGUCAGGAGAGUUGUAUCGCAUUAUCUCCUACGCAAGCAGAGCCCUGUCUCCAGUCGAAAGUCGAUAUUCACAGACUGACAUCGAAGGGUUGAGCCUAGUGUGGGGGAUAGAACAUUUCCGAUUGUUUCUUCUGGGUACUGAAUUCGAUGUUUAUACUGACCACAAAGCUCUAGAAGCAAUCUUCAAUAAUCCAAGAUCAAAACCCCCAGCUCGUAUUGAACGCUGGAUGCUACGACUGCAACCGUAUAACUUCCGUGUGAUUUACAAGAAAGGAACAAUUAAUGAAGCCGAUUACCUGAGCCGUCAUCCUACCAUCAUUCAACGAAAAACUACAAUCGAAGAAAAGAUUGCAGAUAAUUAUGUGAACUACAUCAUUAACAAUGCUGUACCAAAGUCAAUGACACUUCAAGAAAUCAAGGAAGCCACCUUGUCGGACACCAUUCUAAAGAAAGUUUUAGAAUGCUUGAAAUCGGGGAAAUGGGAGGAGGAUGUGGAACUGAAAGCUUACCAAAUGUGCGCGGAAGAACUAACAGCAACGAAAACAGGAGACCUUCUUCUCAAGGGCAACAGAAUUGUUAUACCAAAAGCGCUACAAGACCGUGCGACGCAACUCGGACAUGUCGGACACCAAGGAAUAGAAAAGACUAAGGCGUUAUUGAGAGAAAAAAUAUGGUAUCCUGGGAUGGAUGGUAAAGUAAAGAUCCUCGUUGAAAACUGUGUUGCCUGCCAAGCUGUUGGUCCAAGUAAUCCUCCUGAACCUAUGAGAAUCACUCCUACAGCGACGGAGCCAUGGCAAAGCUUAGCAAUCGAUUUUUAUGGCCCUAUACCACACAGUGGACAAUACUUACUUGUCGUGACUGACACAUACUCUAAGUUUCCAGAAGUAGAAAUUGUUACGUCAACUUCAGCGAAAGCCUGCAUUCCGAAGUUAGACUGCAUAUUUGCAACUCAUGGUAUACCGAAAAAGAUUAAAACUGAUAAUGGACCACCUUUUAAUGGAGAUGAUUUUAAAAGAUACAUGGCUGCCUUAGGAAUUGAGUGGAAAACAAGCACUCCGUUGUGGCCCCAAGGUAAUGGAAAUGCCGAAAGCGUGAUGAAGCCGUUAGGAAAAGUGAUAAAAACUUCUAUGUUAGAGGGAAAGAAUUGGAGACAAGAACUUCAAAGAUUUCUAUUAAAUUACCGCUCAACACCGCAUGCCACCACAAAGAUACCUCCAUGUGAACUAUUAUUUAAUCGAAAGGUGCAAGGAAGUCUACCCGAGCUGUCAACACAAAAUGUUGUAAACAAGCACCAAAAGGCCAAGGAAAACAUUGACAAGAAGAAGAUCAGUAAUAAGCAGUACUACGAUGCCAAGAAAAAUACCAAAACAUCCAAGAUCAAGGAAGGGGACAUUGUUAUCUGUAAACAGAAACCAAGCAACAAGUUAUCUCCAAGAUUCAAUCCCGAGCGAUUUACGAUCGUGGAGAGGAAAGGCGCAACAGCUACGGCACGAAAUGGCAGACGCACCAUCACCCGUAAUGUGACUCAUUUCAAAGUAGUCAAACCUGCAGACGAACAAAGUAGUGAUGAAGAGAAGUCAACUACCGUGGAAGAUGUACAGGACAGCAGGGUCGGAGAUGAUAUGCAGGACUUUAUAGAAGAAAGUCACCCGAUAUCAAGAAGAUCAACGAGAAAUCAACGACCUGUAAAUAGAUUUGGUCACUCAAUACCAUCGGGACUUAUUUCAUAG
Paramuricea clavata is the source of this 2184-nucleotide messenger RNA. The record is from the annotation of a GenBank genome assembly. NCBI's taxonomy places the organism in Eukaryota, Metazoa, Cnidaria, Anthozoa, Malacalcyonacea, Plexauridae.